This is a messenger RNA of Lachancea mirantina, 1872 nucleotides long. The record is from the annotation of a GenBank genome assembly. NCBI's taxonomy places the organism in Eukaryota, Fungi, Ascomycota, Saccharomycetes, Saccharomycetales, Saccharomycetaceae.
AUGUCAUCAUUGGAGCUAAUCGAAGUUUGCCGAAAGGAGUCGUCUAGAUGCAAACAAGAGGGAUCUGUAAAUGAAGUUAUUGAACUUAUAUCAGAAGGUGAUAGCAUCUUGUCAAAAAAGGAGAAACGCGCCAAUCAGUAUCCGUCAUCGCCAACACCCCAUCCCAUUUCAAGUCCAAGCGAGAUUCACAAUGAAAGAUUCGAAAAUUCAUGCCACUUAGACUCAGAGAAACUGUUAGGUGGUUUUCAGAAUGACACUAGCUUGGAUCUAUUAUCAACUGCAGCCGCGAAUCAACAUGAAUUGUUGGAUAAUGGAAACGACACUGGGGAAUUAGAACCGUUGAAAUAUUCUAGCGUCAACGAAUCUGUUCGCAAAAAACCAAAAGCCAGAGAUCAAAGCUCAAUGCUGAACGAGUUACUCGGGGACAACAUGUCAUCCUCUGAAAUUAGUAUAUCUAAUCUGAGUAACACUGUUCAUCAAGGGAGUCCCUUAAACAUGAAGAAAAUUGCAUCUAAAUGGCUUCAGACUAAAAACCCCGGUUCUAGUACCUUCGAAGAUCCACCAACGCCAGUGCCUGAGAAGACCUUGUUUGUAAGCCAAAAAGAUGGAGAUCUUUCUGCGAUAGAGGAGAGUUCACAGGUUGACAUUAUGACAAAUGGGAAAAGUGGCGCUUUGAAGAUUGACCUUGAUAACAGUUCGAAUUUUGCGAAACCUGCGUCUGUUGUAAAUUCAAACCUGGCUACUUGCAUAAACAGAAACAACUUAAUUAUUGGAUGUGGUAAGAAAGUGCGAGCGCACAUUAAUUUCGAAGCUCCCGAGAAAGGUUAUCUUUUAGAUAAAUUCAUUUUGAACUCACGAGCAUUUACAGAGGACGAGGCCAAACGGGAAGUCUCGCAGGCCCUAGCUAACUCGAGCUUGAAAAGAGAAUUCAACUUAGUCAACAAGAUUUUGAAAGACCCUGUCGCUCUUAGAGAAGAAUUGCUUAUUGAUAUGGAUGAAAAUCUUCUAAACGAUAUCAAGGGCAAAGGGUUGGAUCUCAAGGAGGUUCUUGAGCCUACGGAAAUUAUUCACCUCCAUAGUCAUAGACCUUUACUGAAAAUAUUGCGACGAUGCAAAUCAGUAUAUGACGCCAAUCGAGACUUGUUUUAUCCUCGGGAACCAACCAUAAAGAAAGAGAAAGUAAGCAUUUUGCUAUAUGAUGCUUUAGAAUUUUUUUCCAUGCUAAAAUCACAGGAUUAUGAACUAAAAUUUACGUUUGAAAGUUUUGGGAUUCAGGACGACACCAAAAUAAUAUUACUCAAUGAUUAUACAUCUCUUGAGAGAGGUUUACAAAAUUUAGAGGACAAGCGAUAUCGUGAUCGUAUACAGGACUCAUUGGGCUCUCAAUCGACCGCUUCACAGAACAGGCGCCAGAGUAAAAAGGCUCGUGAACUGGAAGAAAUUGGCGUUAAAUCGAACGAACUAACAUUUAUUUCAGAAAAGAUUGCAUUGCAAGAAGAUGUCCGCAUCUUCCUGUUUGGAUCAACGCAAGCUCUUGGGUUGUGGCUUAAAAGCCUGAUACCUGUGGUUAGUAGAAUACGCUACGAUCCCCAAAUAAGACAUUUGGAUUGGUCACACAUUAAUGUCAAAUCUGCACAGACACCCCAAGAAGUGGUGAGUGGUACCUUAGAGCAAUUGAACAAAAUGACAAACCUGCGUGCCCGAAGGGUAUCAAGCUUUUAUCAAUCAUUUCAGUCAUUAUACAAAGAUAUCACGAAAGGCUUCAUAAUGAGCGGCGACGACGGUCAGCCUAUGAUGCCAAAGAAUGCUGAAAGAGCAAUGGUUACCUUACUUACUUCAGAUGACCCUGACGAACUCAUUUAUGUAGAUUGA